Messenger RNA from Seminavis robusta, 2250 nucleotides. The record is from the annotation of a GenBank genome assembly. NCBI's taxonomy places the organism in Eukaryota, Bacillariophyta, Bacillariophyceae, Naviculales, Naviculaceae.
AUGCCAGUUUACCUCUGUCAGUCAGGUUCUGGCUACAGUGAGCCCUGGCGCCAUGGAAUUCAAGUGUACGCAGCUCCAUUUCCCAUUAACCUGAGCGCAUCAACAACUAGUGGAGGAGGACGCGACUCUUUCGCGCACUCGGCUGCAGGCACCAACGGUCCCCAAUGGAGUGCACAACAACAACAACAACAGAACCAGAAUGCCUCCGAGUCUUCAAAUCCCAGAGUUUCCUUGACACAAAGCCUGACAGAACAACGCCUUGCUGGAAUGCCGAUUCGUCGUGUCCGUCACGCCGAGAUUGUGCUGGUAGACGAUGUCUGCGUUGCAUUCGGCCGCUACUGGCUUCGCUUGCGCUGGCCAGGGCAACGGGAAGGCUUUGCAGGAUACAUUGCCAUGGGACUGGUGGAGAGUACAUCAGCUCCCAAGCCAAAAGAAAUUACAUUCUCAUCCCAAACCGGAAAUGAACCCAGUGGACCAGGUACCACAACUGAGAAUAAUCUGGACGACGAAACCGACAACAAUUACCUGGUUCUUCAAUCAUGCGAGUCGAAAGAAGAGCGUUUUGGCACUGCUGAGGAAGCGGACCUGGAUGACCCAACGCGUGAUGAUGAACCACAGGAUGCUGGCAGCACGCCCUCGGCAGAACCGUUUGAAGGAUCCUCGAAGUUAAAUUGUCUACGAACAGGCCUCGUUUUCCCCUCUUCCAAAGCAAUGAAACUUAUGGCGGCGUAUGACGACGGAAUAAAUCCAACCGUGUCGUCGGCUCCAUUACCAACCGAACCGGUGUUUUGUAGGAUUUGUCGGGAAGGAUUACACGACGAGGAUGAACAACAGCCUUCCGGUGCUGCAGAUGAUGACGGAAACGAAAAUGCGGGCACAACGCAACGAAUGGAUAGCUUAAAUACCGACGAUGAGGGCGUACUGGAUGGACCGGGCGAUCCUGCGGCCGACGAACCUGUAGCGGUUGAGCCCCCGCUCAUGCAAUUCCCCAAAGGACCCGUUAUGCCACACCCAACAUAUCACCCAAAUGCGGCCGCUGCGGAUAAUCCAUUGCUCGCUCCUUGUGAGUGUUCCGGCUCGAUGGCAUUUGUGCACUACUUAUGCGUGGAGCAGUGGAGGUGCCGAUCUCGUCAUCCCGAAGCGCACCAAGGAUUAAACUGCGAAACUUGCGGAGGAGCAUACUCACUACCGCCACCAUCUGCUCGCCACGCCAAUGUGCCGCCAGUGGAAGAAGACUGGCUGGACGCAAUGCCUCCACAUGUCAUGCAAGCCCUACGACAACCUCACCUUGGCUGGCAAAUCGGCGCUUCCAUUGUUCGACGUCGAUGGCUGCGACCAGUAGCUCCCGUAAUCAUGUCACCGCUCGUGGCACUCUACUGCAGAGCACGUAGAAUGCUGAAAAAGCGUGGGGUUGCCCGUCGCAGGUGGGCGUGCAGCUUGUGCCGCAGAAGGGCUCGCUGGAAGUGUGUGCGUUGCUUGCGAAGCUACUACUGCUCACGACAAUGCCAAAACGUUUCAUGGCACAUUGUCCACAAGCACGUGUGCUACAAACCGGCUCGAUUCUGGUGGUCAGUUGUUGUCUACGGCAUUGCCACUGUGGCUGCUUUCCCUGGUAUCCUCAGGGACCCUCUUAUGUACGAUUUGGGACUUUGCACGAUUCCCGUUUCCUUCAUGGUUAUGGCUGUCCUCGGCGGUGGACUGGCAACACUGCUGAAAAAGACUGUAGGUGUGGAUCUUCGUGGACGCAUGUUCGAACUGGCCAUUGUUCUUUUCACUCUGUGGUUGGUAAUCAUUUCUUGGGGCAUUGUUCGAGGAUUCUUCGGGCAACCCAAAGAGUGCUACGGUGCGAUGGGAACCAAGGACAUUUCCAUGAACGAUUUGCCGCGCUACACACUUCUCAACUUUGCCAGGAAAGCCAUUCUCAAACCUGGACAAGUGUACUAUUUGCUCUGGGAUGGAUUGGCGUACGGCUUGGGUAGUUGGAGUAGUUGGAUCCGAAAACCUCUGUGCACCGAGCAGUUUCACUAUAAUGAGACCACAAUCGAGGGCAUUUGCUUCGAGCACUUGCCGCACGUGAACGCCGACUUCUUUUUGGCGGAGGCCGGAGGACAACGAUGUGCUUCUGAUCUCCUUUUGGUGCUUUGGUUGUACGUGGCAGCCGGCUUUGCUCUUGUUGGAAGCACGUUGUGGAAACGGAGAGAACGCCAACGCCGUCUUGCAGCCCGCAGACCGCAUGCUCAUCAAGACUAG